AUGCCCGAAGACAUCGUUCAUAAUGCACUUUGGUGGGAAGGUCCCGGUUGGCUGAAGGAAGCACCCGAAUUAUGGCCUGGAGGCAUCGAGUCUGAUGAAGAAGCAGGAGAAGAAGAAAGACGCCGCACAGUAGUGGCAUGUACUGUAUCUCCCACGGCAGAAUUUAACGAGAUGUACAUCGGCAAGUUCGGGUCAUAUUCUGAUUUGAUACGACGCACAGCCUACUGGCUACGACUCAUGGAUCUUCUGAAAACUCCUGCAGUAAAUCGCUCUGCUAAUGGAUUGCUAACUACUGUAGAGUUGCAGAAAGCUGAAAACGUAAUACUCCGGAGCGUACAGAAGGAAGUUUUUGCCGACGAAAUAAGGGCAUUAUCGCGAGAAGAGUUUGUGUCCAGAAGGUCACCAUUGAGAUGGUUUCAUCCGUUCAUCUGCAAGGAAGGACUCAUCAGAGUAGGAGGACGGCUGAAUAAUUCCGAAGAGUCGGAGAAUACCAAGCAUCCUGUUGUGCUACCGGCACGGCACCUGUUGACCCGGAUGAUUCUACGCCAUUUUCAUGAACGGUUAUUGCACGCUGGUCCACAACUAUUGCUAGGGACAGUCAGAUUACGAUUUUGGCCGCUGGGAGGAAGAAAUGUAGCAAGAGAGGUAGUUCAUCAAUGUAUAAAAUGUUUCCGCACGAAACCAACUACCAUGCAGCAGUUCAUGGGAGAACUACCGUCACCACGAGUCUCCGUUUCACGUCCCUUCAUGAAAACAGGAGUAGACUAUUUUGGCCCGGUCUACAUUCGAUCAGCACCUAGACGAGCAGCGGUGAAGGCCUAUGUUUCGGUAUUUGUUUGCUUUUGCACCAAGGCUAUCCAUUUAGAACUCGUUUCCGAUCUCUCUACCGACCGAUUCUUGCAGGCCUUGCAAAGGUUUGUUUCAAGGAGAGGCAGGGCUUCGGAUAUUUAUUCGGAUAAUGGUACGAACUUCGUCGGUGCACGGAACAAGCUAACAGAGCUCCAAGGUUUGAUGAAGGAUCGUAUCCACCGUGAGAGAAUUACUACCGAAAUGGCAAAGGACGGCAUUCAGUGGCAUUUCAAUCCACCUAGCGCGCCACAUUUCGGUGGACUUUUGGAGGCUGCAGUCCGGGUGACCAAGAACCAUCUCAUGAAGGUAAUUGGCGAAAAUCCAGUCUCAGCAGAAGAUUAUUCCACGCUUUUGACACAGGUAGAAGCAUGUCUAAACUCCCGGCCCUUGACACCGAUGUCCGAUGAUCCCAAUGAUUUGGAGCCCUUGACGCCGGCUCAUUUCCUCAUCGGAUCAUCCCUGCAAGCACUUCCCGAUCCUGCACUAACGUCCAUCCCAGCGAAUCGUCUGAACCAUUAA
Armigeres subalbatus is the source of this 1368-nucleotide messenger RNA. RefSeq lists its product as uncharacterized. Bases 1 to 1368 code for a protein of 455 amino acids. Gene Ontology annotation, molecular function: nucleic acid binding. Lineage: Eukaryota; Metazoa; Arthropoda; Insecta; Diptera; Culicidae. The transcript has a single exon. Gene Ontology annotation, biological process: DNA integration. The record is from RefSeq and is a predicted model, not a curated record.